CGGGGAAAAUGUGCGUGUGCGUCGUCUGUGGGAGGCUCGCCGGUCUGUCGCUCGUCUGUAGCGCUCAGGUGCGCUUCAUCCUCACUCAGAGGUGAAAACUUUCCGAAACCGCUACCAUGGAUUAUAAGAUAUCAGCAGGCAGUCAUUUAUGAAAAUACAGUGAAAUAUGUUGAAGCAUCGCGGCAGCGUCGGAGGAAAGCCCGAUUAAAGCCGUUAAAGUCCUCUGUGACGGUUUCCACUGACUUUUAUCUUUUACUACUCGCUCCUCUCUAUCUGGCUCUAAAGCUGGACUCUUAGACUCUUCCCCCCCCCAGCCUUUCACACUAUCUUUCCAACUUUUUCCUCAACUAUCCCACGUAGCUCACAUCCUCUCCUGCUCUCGCCUGUCCUUUACUUUCUUCUCUUGUCAUGUCUGUAUCCAUGAGGAACCCACCGCAGCGCCGGCGCUCUCUUGGUCCCGUCUCACCCAAACGCAUCUACAGAAACCUGUCCUUCAGACUCAGGGGGGGUGGAGAGUCAUCUGUUGCCGCCGACUUGGAUGCGCCUAAACGCCCCAGCAAGUCUGCAGAUGCUUACAAGACCCUGUGGGAGGCAGUGGAAAAUGAGGAUACACUGGCUGUACAAAGCCUUCUGUCCAGAGACCGCAGCAGCGGUGGAGGAGGCGGAGGCGUGUGGGACAAAGGAGAGAAGAGAGAGAGGGACUGGGAGAGGGACCGGGAGAAAGGGGUGAACAGAGUGAGUGAACAGGGGCUGGUCCCCCUGGAUGUGGCUGCCCUUACCCAUAAUUCCCCUCUGCUUCAUGUACUGACAAAGGCAGGAGCCAGACACAACCCUGUUUUGUGCCGACCAGCGGAGUGGGCACUCAAGCUGGACGCUCUGGUGGCCCUGGCAGAUAAACGGACAGAAGAGAGGAAGACGGAGUUAGCGAUAAAGGCCGGGGCAGGCCCUCAGGCACAGGCUGAUCUUCAGAGGCACAUCCAGCUCUGGAGGCUGCGGCAGCAGCUGUACUAUCGGAUGAGAGAGAACUUCCAGAACACAGAGCUCCCGGGCCCUCCCAGUCAUGUGUCCAUCCUGGUGACGAGCACAUCAUCUCUGUUUGUGACAAUCAAAGAGCCAGAGGGGGACACGGUGGGGCUCAUCACCCGCUACAGAGUCGAAUGGAGCACCUCAGCCAGCUUCAAACGCAUCCUCGGCACGGCCCAAGUUACAGAGACCAAGAACCCCUCCUACGUUAUCAAGGGGCUGACGGCAGGAGUGCAUUACUUCGUGAGAGUGAGCGCCUACAACGUGAAAGGAUGGGGCCCGCCUCAGUGCUCCACUCCAGCCAGCGCUGCCCCCUCCAGUUGGAGAGAGUGCGAUGGUGUAAAGUCAGAGUUCAGAAAUCAUGAGGCCCUCGUGAGGAAGCUGCUGGAAGAUGCCAAGGAGUCGCAUCUUAGAGGAUAUUGCAUAGAGAGCUCGAAGCCCCAGAGUCCCAGCAAGCGUCUGUCAGUGUCUCGAGGCAUCAAACAACUGUUCCAGUCCGCCACCAAGUUUGUUCGUUUCCUGCAGAGGGGGGUGUACUUGGCGACUGUGUUCUACCACAAGGAUAACAUCCUGGUCACAGCCGAAGAUCAGAUCCCACUGGUGGAGAUCCAGUGCUGCUCCACCUCCAUCACCCAAGACUUCCUUUGGUUUGCCAAGCUGUCCUGUGCAUGGCAGCAAGUGCCCUGGCUACAGCAAGGGCUUUCCUCCGCUCACUCAUCUCCCUCCUCCCUCCUUCAGAACAGACACAACAUUUUAAGAGCUGUUUCCCAGCUGCAGUCUUCUCUGGGAACAGUGGACCUGGGCCAGAUCUACUAUGAACCCCUGAAGGAUCGGCAGGGCAACGUACUACUAGUCACUCUGAAGGAAUUUUCAAACACUCCCAGCCCCCCCGACCCCCCGCUCCACUGGAUUCCUCUUGCACGGCUGGAAAAGAACCGCAGCAGAACGCCUCUGCUGCCUGAGCCCACCGCCAUGGACAUGCUCUAUGAGCAGCUCAAGGAGAAGCUGUCCUUUCACAGGCACAGCCUCCAGUGGGCCCAGCCAGGUCUGUAUGUGGGCAUCCUCAAACUGUGUAGCUCGGUGGAACAGAUCAGGGUGCUGGUGCCUCUGAGGUUGCCCAGUUUGCUCUGCCACACACGGGUUCGGCACAACGCGCACGUGACCAGAGAGGAGUGGACGUGGCUUCAGAGUCAUGUUUACACUGCAGCCAAUGGCGGCGUUCAGAGUCUGUUGGACGCUGAGGACGAGAGCACGAUGGAGAGCAGCAGUAUGGAGGAAUUCGUCAGGUCUCUGAGAGCAGCAGUCACACAUCUCCUGACGAAGCUCAACAUCCCCCUCUACAGGGCGUAUCAGUAUGGCGUGUACACCCGGGAGUUGCUUCAGUUUGGGGAUAACCUGUCAAUGCUGCUGCUGCUGCCUCCCAGUGAGGACUUCAGCUCCAGUUACUGGCCUCUGGUGGGGACCAAGGAGCCCGGCCUCACCAUGCCUCUGCAGAUCUUUGAGCUGGUUCACUUCUGGACAUAUGAACGGGACUUCCUCUCGCAGUACUGUCAGGCCUGGGUAAGGCUGGAGCUGGACACUCACCUUGCCCAGCAGGCUCUACGGGAAGCGCUGGAGACCAAAGAGGUGCAGGAAGCCCGGGAGCGGCUGAACCACAUCAGUGAGCUUUCACAGCGUCUGGAUGUGGUCUGGAGGGAUGCGCGCUGGAUUAUGGACUGUCUACAGUGUGUUCGGUCCAAGCAGUGGGUGGGGGCGGUGCCUUUAGGCCUGGUGAUGGGAGGAAACCCACCACCAUGUCCUGAUGGUGAGGAAGAGGAGAGUUUGACUGCCCGAUUGUCAUGGCCCCAUCGAUUAGCACAGAGAGCCAUUACAGAGAAUUCGGGCAGCGCGACUCCGCCAAACAUCGUCACCGCUGAGGUCUCAGCUCCAGCUGUCCCUGAAGAGGCUGCGCUGGUGUUGAUGGAGGGUGUCGUGAAGGGAGGGUACCCUGUAGACAUCACCACUCAGUUGCCUGCAGACUUGGCAAGUUCUGGCCAGUCAGAUUUGGGAUCUGCAAGUGCUUUAAUGGACUCUGGAUUGAAGCCUGCUGCUGCUGCAGAGCUGGAAGUGGAGUAUCCAACUUUGGACACACAGGAGUCCUACAGCAGAGAACAGGACUUCCCUUCCAGCAUCACUGAAGUAAUCCGGCCGAUGGAGAUGGCAGAGUUGGUGGACAUCUUGCCAACGCUGAGUCUCAUUGAGGAGGAAAACCCCUCGUGUCCAUCCACGCCGUCAGUAAUGGACAUGCUAGAGAGCUUCGGACUGGAGAUUGGUGAAAGAAACUCCAUCUUUGAGUUUGGGAAUUCAGACGCAGUGGAUGGAAGCAGCUGCCCGUUGUCACAAGAACAAUACAUGCCAGCCUCUUACGGCACGGUGAAUGCCGAAGAUGGCGACGCCCCUGUUUCCGCGGAUGUUCCUCAAGACAAAGCAGAGACUCAGAAGCUUCCCAGUAAGGGGACGUGUCUUCCAGUAAGGAAUCAAGUGGUGUGGGAGAGACCCUCUAACAGCCCAUCCUGAUAUCAGCUCAAACACCUGCAUCCUUCAGACUUUAGUGUUAAUUUACAUGCAGAAAAUCUAAAUUAGACAUUCCUCUUGUUUCCUGACCUUAAAUCAGUGUUUUAAAUGACAGGCAGAUACAAGCUCAUAUCGCACACUUGUCACACCCAAGAUAAUGGAAAAUACGGGAAAUGAAAAGGA
This is a messenger RNA of Oreochromis aureus, 3759 nucleotides long. Its product is annotated as ankyrin repeat and fibronectin type-III domain-containing protein 1-like. The record is from RefSeq and is a predicted model, not a curated record. NCBI's taxonomy places the organism in Eukaryota, Metazoa, Chordata, Actinopteri, Cichliformes, Cichlidae. The transcript has 19 exons. Gene Ontology annotation, molecular function: protein binding. Gene Ontology annotation, cellular component: spindle. The coding region runs from base 409 to 3579 and encodes 1056 amino acids. Gene Ontology annotation, biological process: establishment of mitotic spindle orientation; regulation of establishment of bipolar cell polarity.